Molecule: messenger RNA, 5754 nt
Organism: Diutina rugosa
Lineage: Eukaryota; Fungi; Ascomycota; Pichiomycetes; Serinales; Debaryomycetaceae
Gene: DCK1
Product: guanine nucleotide exchange factor DCK1
Exons: 1
Coding region: 1-5754 (1917 amino acids)
Biological process (GO): small GTPase-mediated signal transduction
Cellular component (GO): plasma membrane; cytoplasm
Molecular function (GO): guanyl-nucleotide exchange factor activity; small GTPase binding
Source: RefSeq, a predicted model, not a curated record
AUGUCGUGGACGCCGACCGAGCACUUCCUCCGCGGGAAGAUCAUCAAGCCGUUUCUCCCCUUCGAGAAACACCCGAACCUCUUGAACGACCACUUGCGCAACUUGUACCCUGGCGACGAGGUCUACAUCUUCGAAACCAAAGGUACCCGCUGGGCGAGAGGGUAUGUGUGUCUGAAGCCGUUCCCCAACGACUUCACCAUCACCUCGGUCAACUUGGACGAGUUGCCGGGGAUCAACAUCAACGUGGUGGUGUUCCCGUUGAAGUAUGUCAAAGUGAUCGAACAAUUGCCCAUUGUCAACAUCACCGUCGACCAGCAGUUCAACAACGUCCACCGUACCAACGGCGACGUCGUGCCGACGAUCCAGGACUCGGAGAUCGCCCACCGCCAGGCGUUGGGCACCGCCGACGACUUGCAACGCGACCCGAGGGAAAUGGUGCCUCCUUUACCGCUGUACAAGUUGGAUAAAGGCCAUGACUUGAUCAUGGAGAUCAAGCACACGUUGGAGUUGCUCAUGUGCCACAUCUUCGCCUUGUACUCCAUCGGCGAGUUCCGCUUGUUCCACAAGUUGCUGGCGAUCUUCUACUCGUUGCACGAGACGCGGGUCAAGUUGAUGAACUCGUUGUUGACCACCAACGAGAUCCAGGUCGCCAAGGAAACGGCGACGUUCUUGCUCAACAAGAUCCCCAAGAAGUUGGCGCUGCGCGCCGCCCGUCUCAACGCCACCCUGUACGACUUGGACAACCUGUACACCGACAUCUCCGGUUACAAGGCCAUCCUUGCCCGCGACGCCUUCCUGGGAGAGUUGCUUAGCAACGCCAACGCCAGCCCCUCGCGCAUCGCCUUCAACCAGGUGUUGUGUUCGUUGGAGCCCAACUUCCCCAUCAACAUCCACCACAACCAGCAGCAGUACCUGUUGAUGCCGGCGCCCAACCGCAAGUUGAACCACGAGCCGCCGUCGCACAUUUUGGUUGACUUCAAGCUGGUGCUGGGGUCGUCGGGGUACCAGCCCCCGGGGUUUGCCGGGAUGAUCGCCUACCUCUACAUCCGUAACAACCGCAAGCGGUUGACGGAGGCGUUUGCCGUUCACACUAACUCCGUCGACGAGUUGGUCCAGGUGGAGAAGAUCCUGGCGGCGCUUUUCCGCAACAUCCCCUCGCUGGAGAUCGAGAACCUGAGAGUGUACCUCGUCGCCGUACUUACGGAAGAGGUCGACUUAUCGCAAAAGACGCAAGGGGUGCGCCUGGUGCGGCGGGUGAAGAAAGGGGUCGCUGCCGGCGUCACCGACAUCACGCGGAUCUUCUCGCGCAACCAGGGGGCGUUGGAGCUGGGCGAGGCCCACCAGUUCACCAUCCGGUUGUUUGGCUCGUACAUGAACCACAAAAAGGGCCACCGCAACGACGACUUGGCGCUGGCGGGCGUCAUCAACAACGGGUGGGGGGAGCUCGUCGACCGCAUCAUCGCCGGCGCCAACCACGGGGUGGCGGUGAACCCGCGGGCGGAGAAGUUAGUGGUGCUGGUCAAGGAGUUCAAGCACCAGUUCUCGGCCCAGCUGUACAACCCAGUGACGCUGGCGCCGAUCUCGCGAAUUAAGCCCAUCUUCUUCGACCCCCUCGCCGAAAACUACGAGCGCAUUUACUUGACCAUGGGCAAGAUCUCCUUGCUCAAGCCGUCGCUGAAGGACGACUUGUUGACGUUCGAGGUGCUGACCCCCAACAACGACCUCAUCACGUUUGCCAAGGCGCUGAACCAACAGGAAAAACGCCUGUGGCAGUUCAUCUCGGUGUUCCCCGACGAGGUCAUCGGCGAAAUCGUCAAGGUCAACGGGGUGUCGUUGAAGAACCCGUCGAAAAAGCUCCCCAAAGAGGAUUACAUCGUGCUUGAAUUGUUCGUCAACGGGGUGCUUGCCGGGGAGGGGAAACUCUUGUAUAAGCUGGGCAACCGCCUCGUCGAGUUCAACAAGAAAAAGACCCACACCAUCGACAUCGUCUCCGUCACCACCAAGUUGCCCAUGGCCCAGCUCGAGUUGCUGACCGAGUACAUCGGCAAGAUCUACAACCUGGACGUGCUGAUCGACCACAUCUUCCAGUUUGAGCGGUUCUUCAAAGUGGGGCAAAAGGGCGUCGACGAGUUGCUGAACUCGUUGGUGGCGUUCUGCAAGUUGGACAUCUCCCAGUUGGUCAAGUACUUCCCCGAGCUCUUGCUGCUGUUGUACCUGAUUGUCGACAUACUGAACGCUCAGCCGCCGCUGCCGCUGAUCGAGAUCCUCCAGGACAAUGCGUUUAAGGCGAUUGUCCAUCUCUUGGACACGGUGUUCGGCAAGCAGGACCAGUACUUGUACCUUAUGGACACGUUCACCCACCGCUACACCAACUUACCCCCAUUGGGGGUGUUUUUGCUCACCAAGAUCUCCGAGAUCUUCUCCCGCGCCGAGCUGAACUGGAACCUGAUGUGCCGGCUGAUGUGCCGCAUCUUGCUGUUGUUGCUUAAGCUCGCCAUCCACUCCGUCGACCCGUCGGUGUCGGAUAAGUUCAUGAAGGCGUUGGGCCUGUUGUUCAAGCUGGCGGCGUUCUUCUUGCUGAUCCAGCUGAACGCGUUGAUCAACGACCAAAUCAUGAUCUUGGAAAUCAUCGACUACGUGCUCAUGUUCCGCGCCCACUUGGACGAGCUUAAGAUUUUCCGCUUCAUCGUCAACUUUAUCGACUUGAUUGGUACUCGCGGGUUGGGGGCUAACGAAGACGUCUACAACAUGAAGAAGCCCCAAGGGGUGCAAAAGGACCACAAAAUCGUCAUCCUGAAGCUCAUGUUGAUCCACCGCUUGUUCAACACCCUGGUGGCGGAACUGGCGGAAACGAGACUGGUGUUGGUGGCGAAGUCGGUGACGUGGGCGAUGCAGGUGUUGCUUGGUCCCACCGACAUCGAGGCGACGAGAUUGGCGUGCUCGGUGUUGAGCGCGGUGUGCUCUCUCCUCUGGGACACCGUGUUUGAAAAGGGCCUCACCGACGAGAUCGACUUGUGCUACUCGUUGCUGAAGCUUUUGCCGGCACUUCUGCGCACGUUCAUCAAAUACAACAAGUUCACCCGCGGCAACGACUACUUCAAGCUGCGCCGCACCUUCACCCACAUCUUCCCCACCGAGUACCCAUUUAAGGAAGUGCUGAUUGACCCCAUCGUCAACGACGAGGUGCUUGUGGAGGUGUUGGUGGAAAUCUGCACCGUGUUCUGCUUCAUUGCCAAGAUCGGUAAGGCCACCGCCGGCAACGAAGGGUUCUCCAAGAUCCUCAACACCAAGAUCACCAACGACUUCUUCUUGCCCGACCAGUACCUCGCCCACGACUUCCAAAACGAAGAUAUCAUCACCCUUAUCUCGGGGGUGAAGUUGAUGAGACAAGGUAAGUUUUUCCCCGAAGACAAGUGGCUCACUCUCUACGCCAUGAUCGCCGAGGGCCUGUUGACGGCGUUGGAGCUUGUGCGCCCGUUGCUCAUCCACUACUAUGUUCCCGCCAUCGAAGAGCUGGAAAUGUUUGACCGGGUGCUUUGGGGUAACUACCUCAAGACGUUGUUGAGACUCGGGACGUUGGCGCCCGUAUCUAUCGAACACUUGCUGAGCGUGCCCAAGAAGGCGGCGUUCCAGAUCACGGGUACCAUGCGUGACCGUAUUGCUUACUUGGUGAAUGAGGCCUGGGAUGCCUUAGCCUGGGACGCUACCAACGAAGACAUCUUGCGUUUCAACUUGAACAAGUUUGGCGGUUACCAAGUGGAGUUUAUCAACCACGACUACGGCAUUUUGCAAGACCUUAUGUUGUUCCUGUUGCAACGUAACUUCGAGUGUCAGUCAGUGGGGGUGAAGAUCUUAUGGCUGAUUGUCAUUUCCGAGUACAUCUUGCUGGACACCGUCGUUGACAUUGAGAAGGAGUGUCUUGUGGGGUUGCACGACAUCUACUACCGCAACGCCUACAAGCCCAGUAAGCUGGAACAAGAACGGUUUAUCGAGCGGAUGAAGGUGACCAUCUGCUUGGACCGCGAAGACGAAGCAUUCGGCCUUGUGUACAAGUUUAUCGAGACUCUCCGUGGGUUCAUGGACGUGCUCAACGACUUGAAUGCGGUCCCGGUGGGACCUGAGUUUGACGACGACCGCACCUUCCACAAGCUCAACAUCAAGGCCUACCUCAAGAACGCCAACAAGCCGGAGUUGUUCCAUUCGUUCAUCAACUCGAUGUACGAAGAGCACUUGGCCCGCAACGACUACAUCCAGGCGGCGCUCUCGCUCGAGUUGUUGGCGCUGACCUACCAGUGGGACCACAACACCAUUUUCCCGGCGCUGUUCCGCCCCAAGUUCCCCGAGCAAACGGCGUUUGAACGGAAGGAAACGUUGUACAAGUUGAUUGCCAACAACUACAUCAAGGGCAAUUCGUUGGAACGGGCCACCGACACCUACAAUGAGCUUUUGGACGCCUACAACAAGCACACCUACGACUUGAAGCUGUUUGCCUACGUCCACAACAAGUUGGCCAAGUUGUACCUUGACCUCGAGCUGAUGGACAAGUUGCUGCCGCUGUUCUUCAGGGUGGCGUUCAUCGGCGCCGGGUUCCCCACCAACAUUCGGGGCAAGGAGCAGAUUUACGAAGGGUUGCCGUUUGAGCACAUCACCCUGAUCCAUGAACGGUUGCUCCGCUUGUACCCCGGGGCCCGCAUCGUGCUGGACGACGAGGAGGCCCGUCGUUUACGCGAACGUAUCCAGACGGGGCGUUACUUACACGUGCAAACGGUGGAGCCGGUGGCGGAGAUCUCCGACAAGUUGUUCAACACGUCGAUCGGGGUGCGGCAAUACGCCCGCAACAAGGACUUGCGCUUUUUCACUACCAACCGCAAGAUCCCGGGGCUGAGCUCGGUGUUUGACUUGUGGACGGAGGAGACGACCUACGAGACCUACCUCUCGUUCCCGACAUUGAUGAACCGCCUGGAGAUCAAGGCGACCACCGUGGUGAAGUUGCUGCCGUUGGACAACGCCAUCCGCACCGUGGUGUCGAAGAACAACGACCUCGUCCAGGUGGAGCUGAUGAUCAACAUCGCGUUCGAGGAGAAGACCGACUACACGUCGUUGAUGAACGACUUGCUGCGCCACUUGGCGGGCACCGUCGACUCCCCCGUCAACGGGGGCGUGGGCCAGUACCGCACUUUCUUCUCCGACGCCAAGUACAACAGUAAGGAAGAGUACGCCGCCAAGAUCCGCAUUCUCCGCCUGGCAUUCAACGACUUGACCAUCAUCUUGAACCGGUGCUUGCACUUGCACGGUAAGCUCGUGCCGCUGACGAUGAAGGGGUCCCACGAAGUGUUGGUCGAGUUGUACCGCAAGAACUUCAAGGAGGACAUCGAGGCGUUGAAGAUCAGCACCGACUACGAGAACCUGAUCUACAACCACACCACGCCCCACUUCCAGCCGCAAACGCUGAUUAUGAGCGACAAGCGCUCGGUGCUGGGGAUGCUGAGCUCGAACAACACCACCGGUGGUUCCGGCCCCCUGAUCCCGGGGUCGCUGAUCCCCGGGUCGAUCUCGGGCCCGUUGUUGCCCGGUAACCACGCCCCCGGGUCGCGGUUGAUCCGGACCCAGCUGACGACGUCGCUGGCGUCGCUGGCACUGGGGGUGUCGGGGCUUUCGUUUGAUAAGAGCUCCUCGGGCGUCGACCAGUUGAGCAUGGGCACGGGGCUGACCAAGAAGCGCACCGCCUUGAACUGGAGACUGAUGGUGAAUUAG